AUGACGUUUAAUAGAAAACAAGCCAGUAAGUGUACAUCUCUUGUUACCCCAGUCGGUGUGCGUUUCUCUACUCCUCCUUGUAUAAUUACACCCCCUCCUUCCACAACCCAUUCCCUCUUAAAUCAUCUUUUAGGAGGUAGCCUGCAGCCCUCUGUAGAUGUAGAUCCAUCUGGAAUCUCUCCUGCAUCAGCCUUCCAGAGUACCCAGCCCCUUCCAGCACACAGGGGCCAGCCUCCUACCACAGAGCAUAAGAGGGGAGUUAGAGCAUGGUCUGUGUCUGAUCCUUGCUGGUUGCCUGAUUCCCACCCUGUUCUCAGGGAUCUGGCUAUGGAUGCUGAGUGUUUGGAGUGCAUGCCCUGUGUGCAGCCUGAGCUCCCCGCUGCAGAGGAGGAAAGCAGCGGGGAGGGAGAUGAUGACAUUAUUGGCACUGAAGAGGGAAGACAGCAGCAGGAUGUGCCAAGCUCCGAGCUUUCAGAAGCCCCACAGCUGGGGGGGCACCAGGAAGACAUCUUAUGUGACUACAAAUCAUCUGUCAAACCCAACAAGGCAUGGGCUCCCACUAUCUACACCUGUUUUGCCAAGGAGCAAUUCUGGUUUGCAGGGCACCAAAUUACAAUUCAGGAGUCCAUUGAAGGCUACGGAGGAGUAAUCUGGCCAGGAGCAACAGCUUUAUGUCAAUUUCUGGAAGGAAACCAAGAUGAAUUCAACUUGCGACACAAGAAGGUUCUUGAAAUUGGCUCUGGGACAGGACUGGUAUCCAUUGUUGCAUGCCUCCUAGGGUCUCACGUCAUAGCAACUGAUUUGCCUGAUAUACUUGGGAAUCUGAGGUUUAAUUUAUCGAGAAACACAAAUGGAAAGAGACUGUAUGAUCCCGAAGUGAGAGAACUGGUGUGGGGACAAGAUCUGGAAAGCAGAUUCUCCCUAUCAACUUGUGUUUAUGAUUACAUAUUGGCAGCUGAUGUAGUGUAUUACCACACAUAUCUGGAAGAAUUACUGCACACUAUGAAAUAUUUUUGUCAGCCAGGUUCUACCCUUUUAUGGUCCAAUAAAUUCAGAUUUAACACAGAUUAUGAAUUCUUAUCAACGUUCAAUACGACAUUCAACGUUGAAUUACUGCAAGAGUUUUCCGACUUGGGGGUUAAAAUAUUCAAAGCAAAAUGCAAGGAAAACUGAAUUAGCAUGUUUGGUUAGCAUAGAAAGUGAUGGCAAAUAAGAACCAAUUAGUCCCAUUAGUUUGGAAAUCUCAAACUGAUUUUAUGUAUUUGGUCUGGGUUGCCAUAUACAUAUCACAAGCAAUCUUGCAUUAAUUUGCUAUCAAAUUUUAGACUAAAAGAGCUAAAGUAGUCUCCAAUUUGACUAUUUUGACAGUCUGCUUGUAGAAUAGACACAAUUUAAGGUACCUACUAUGCCUUUUCCAAAGUAUUAAAGGGGCAUGCAUCACUUUGAGACAACUAUCUCUUUAGCUUUGAAUGAGACAGUUGGCACAUUCUAUAGGCUGAAAAAAAAACCAGAUAAAUAUGUUUUGUUUUUCUAUUGUACAUGCUUCUUCUUUUUAUGCUUUUCACACCCCCUCCAGGGGGAGACUGAUCUAACCAAUCAGUGGCCUAUCCCUAGGAAUACUGGCAUGUGUGACAGAUUUAAACAUUUGCAGUUGGAAUAUCUCUUCACUUUGCAACAUCCCUACAAGGGAAGAAGAGAUGGAGUCUGAUCAGUGUGAUUCGUGCAUUCAAGCACGCUCCAUUGGCAGGUUUCUCUCUCUUGCUGCACAAUGAUGCUAUGUAUCUGUCAUUAGUUGACUGGUCUGAAACUGAGCUGAGUGGAUAAGAGGAGGGUGGGGGGGCUAAAGA
Molecule: messenger RNA, 1847 nt
Organism: Pelobates fuscus (common spadefoot toad)
Lineage: Eukaryota; Metazoa; Chordata; Amphibia; Anura; Pelobatidae
Product: protein-lysine methyltransferase METTL21C-like
Exons: 4
Coding region: 1-1173 (390 amino acids)
Biological process (GO): peptidyl-lysine methylation
Cellular component (GO): cytoplasm; cytosol
Molecular function (GO): protein-lysine N-methyltransferase activity
Source: RefSeq, a predicted model, not a curated record